AAAGUAGGUCGGAUCCUCUGCGGGUUUGCAAGAGAGGCAUCGCCGGGACUGUUGCGCAAAAGCUCGCCACUUUCCAGCCACUGUCUCCCACCUUUAUCAUUAUUUUUUGAAAUAUUUCUCGAGAUCCCUUUUGGGGGGCUGCUCCGGUUUCCUCCGCAACUGCAAGGAUGGUGAUCGAGGAGGUCGUGCCCCUGGAGAGCUCCGGCCUGGCCACGCUGCUGCGGGACCCCCGGGAGAGCGGGCUCACGCUGGUGCUGGACUGCCGCCCCUUCCUGGCGUACUGCCAGGCGCACCUGCUGGACUCGCGGCCCGUGCACUGGAACGGGCUGCUGCGGCGCCGGUCCCGCGGCCGGAGCGGCGUCAGCCUCGACUGGCUGGUCCCCGACCGGGCGCUCCUGGGCCGGCUGCGCAAGGGCGAGCUGAGCCACCUGGUGGUGCUGGACGAGGCCAGCUGCUCGGCGGCGGCGCUGCGUCCAGACAGCCUGGCCCGGCUGCUGCUCAACGCGCUGCUCCUGGAACAGCGAGCCGGCACCUCGCACAUCUACCUGCUGCAAGGUGGUUUUGAGAAUUUCCAAGCCAAUUUUCCAGAACUGUGCUUGACGUCGCCAACACCUGCUACUCCAUCGCCUCCAUCUCCAUCUCCUGCUCUCCAAAGCCCUGAAGACAACACAGAAGCAAUUACUCCCUUGUAUGACCAGGGGGGGCCAGUGGAGAUUCUGCCAUUCCUCUACCUGGGCAGCUGCUACCAUUCCUCCAACCGGGAGGUUCUGGAGUCCCUUGGAAUCACUGCUGUGCUCAAUGUCUCAUCCAGCUGCCCCAACUACUUCGAAGGCCAGUUCCUGUACAAGAGCAUCCCAGUGGAAGACAACCACAUGGCUGAGAUCAGUGUGUGGUUCCAGGAAGCCAUUGACUUCAUUGAUUCGGUGAAGAACAGCAGUGGGCGUGUGCUGGUUCACUGCCAAGCUGGCAUCUCCCGUUCGGCCACCAUUUGCCUUGCCUACUUGAUCCAGAGCCGCCGGGUGCGGCUGGAAGAGGCCUUUGACUUUGUCAAGCAGCGUCGUGGGGUGAUCUCUCCCAACUUUGGCUUCAUGGGGCAGCUUCUGCAGUUCGAGACGGAGGUGCUGUGCCAUUAGCCCAGCUGCCCCACAGACCCAGCUGGGAGGGCGGGGUAACCUUCCUCUCUGCGGACAAAAAGACUGAUAAUGUGUGUUUCUGUUUACAUCUCCAAGCGGGUGCUGCAGCAAAGGACAAUGUUGUGGUUUUUUGUUCAUUUGUUUUCUAUUGCACUAAAUCUUGAUGGCAAAUCCCUUAAGGGGAAGGGAAGCCUUCUGCAGUCAAUGCAGAGUUUCCUCAUCCUUGCUGUUUUGAAAUUGCUCUGCCCGGGUGGCUUCAAUCUCAUGACUACUAAAGCAAAACAAAGAGAGAGUACGUCAGGAGUGAAGAAAAGAGGGUGUUGUGAAGCUUUAAGGCCAGAUCUGUUCAGGUGAUGCAUUCUCUCACCUUCCCUGCUACAGUCCAAAGCCAGUGCUUAUUGAUCAUUACUACACCCCCUCAAACGCAAAUAAUUGCAGCUCAAUGCUGUGCCAACAUAGCCUAACAAUGGUAAUGCAGCUGUGCUGCAAACUCCUGAUAGGAUUGUCAGAAAGUUUUCCUUUUUUUGAGGUUGAAGCUACUUGGGGAAGUGAUAACUGAUUAUUGUAAUGCAAUGAUAUUGUGCUUGUCCAGCCUUCAGCAGUCCGGUGUUCUCCAGAUGUUUUGAACACUGUGGGAGUUGUAGAUCUGGAGGACACCAAGUUAGCAAAGGCUGGGUUAAGCCAUUGUACCCUAUAUGGUAUGUUGAUGUCAAAGUGAAGUCUAAAAUGUGAACAAGCCAGCGAGAGGCUUAUAGUUGGAUAGCCAUUGCCUGUGUGUAUCUCACCCUUCCUUCGUGGAGCUUAAGGGGGCAUGAACAAGGCUCUUCUCAUCUGAUCCUCACAACAUCUUUUGAGAGAUAGGUUAACCAGAGAGGGUGGCUGGCGUCUGGUCACCCUGUAAGUUCCAUGGGCUGAGUUGGCCUUUCAGAACCUGAGUCUGCCUUGCUCAUGUGCAACAGUCUGUUCACCACUGUGCCAUCCCUUCAGCUGGUGCACUGGGAAUCCCUGCUGGGUUGUGGAUUGGCCAAAAGGGCAAAACAAUGCUAGUUUGGACUUAAGGUGAGUCCCAGGUUUGAAAAAGCUGAAGACUUAAUUGCUACUGGCCUAAUUCUCCCUUCAGCAUGAGAAUUCAGGCUGAGUGGAGGUGACUUUAUAGUCCUAAUGCUAAGGCAUUCCAGUAUCCCUCCUUUUCUACAUCUUGAUCAGCUGGCCCUAUGCAGGAAUUGAUAGCCCACUUCCCCAUUUAAAGGCUUCUCUCUGCCUUCUGUCAGAAAAACUGAAGCUGUUUCACUGAAGCUUUAAAGACUUGAGUAAUAUGUAAGUGAGAGGUCCUUUUAAAAAGAAGCUUGGCUGACCAUCUUCACCUGACUAUCCUCAAGUCAACUGUGGAUCAGAUUAUUAUUUUUUAAGCAUAGGAAGCAAGAUUAUACACUUGAACUACUGUAUCUCAAUUGUCCAAGUGGUAUGAGCUGCUUGCCUCUGGUCUCCAGCCUCACACAGGUCAGCCAUAGAUCAUCUAGCUCCAUCUGUAACGGAUCGCUCAUUAUUCAUUCAUAUAUGCUGUGAAUCUGCAAGUCGAUAAGAUUUAUUAGGGGGUGAGAGUUGGGUUCCCCAUCUCCAGACCAAGAGGGGAUAAUUCACUGCCAAUUGUACAGCUGUGUCCCCCCCCCCAGCCCUGGGGAAAAACAGGCAAGUAUCCUGCCUUCUGGUAUGGAGGUGGGGGGUAAGGGAAGGGGCUUUCUUCUUCUGAAUGCACUGAGAAUGGACAACACCCACUGCAGCCAAAUAAACCCCUCCUUCCCUUCCCCAGGGUGUUGUCGUAAACUCAUUGGGCUGUCCUGUGAGCCUCCCACUCAUUUCAAUGAGGCUUGCAGAGGCAAACUUUCUGGGGGAUUGUGCCCAGUGACAUCUUUCUGCCCCCUCCCCCGCAAUAUACAGUUUGUACAUUUGUGGAAGAAAGAGGAACACCUGUUUCUUGAGUGACAUUGAUAGUAAAUGUCUUUUGCACUUUAUAUUUAUUAUUACCUGUUGCAAUAAACAACCAGUUUUUAUAUUACUUCUUUAGUCUCUUUGAGACUGGCUCAGUCUUUUUCUUAUUUAUCAUGGUAUUAGUUUAAUAGCACCUUGCAUCCCAAGGAUUGUUGAUA
Messenger RNA from Zootoca vivipara (common lizard), 3280 nucleotides. It is a transcript of the gene DUSP2, whose product is annotated as dual specificity phosphatase 2. Gene Ontology annotation, cellular component: cytoplasm; nucleus. Gene Ontology annotation, biological process: protein dephosphorylation; endoderm formation; negative regulation of MAPK cascade. Gene Ontology annotation, molecular function: MAP kinase tyrosine/serine/threonine phosphatase activity. Lineage: Eukaryota; Metazoa; Chordata; Lepidosauria; Squamata; Lacertidae. The record is from RefSeq and is a predicted model, not a curated record.